Corythoichthys intestinalis (scribbled pipefish) is the source of this 9048-nucleotide messenger RNA. Its product is annotated as short transient receptor potential channel 7-like. The transcript is spliced from 12 exons. Gene Ontology annotation, biological process: regulation of cytosolic calcium ion concentration; calcium ion transmembrane transport; single fertilization. Bases 85 to 3102 code for a protein of 1005 amino acids. Gene Ontology annotation, molecular function: protein binding; inositol 1,4,5 trisphosphate binding; store-operated calcium channel activity. Lineage: Eukaryota; Metazoa; Chordata; Actinopteri; Syngnathiformes; Syngnathidae. The record is from RefSeq and is a predicted model, not a curated record. Gene Ontology annotation, cellular component: plasma membrane; cation channel complex.
CACGGGGAGCGCAAUGUCCGUCACAUAAAGUAAGAUUGUCUUGGGGUGGAAAAAAACACUUAUUCAGUGCCCACAACUCUGUCAAUGUCUGACGACGGAGAGCUCGAAGGCGACGGCCGCGAGAAAGAGCGUCGCUCCAAGUCUCCUUCUCCGUCUUUGUGUCUCCCACAAGGAUCACCUUCCUGUCGGCGGCCCCCGGAUCUCUUUUCCUCGGCCUCUCCGCUCCUAGAAGACACGGACCCCCCGUACCUGGCUUCACCGGAGUGUCUUCACUCGUCACCGGAUAACCGAGAGCCCCACGACUCCCCUCACCUCACGCCGUCAAAGUUCCGCAACCACGCGGGGGACUCUCCGAGCCAGUACGGGCAUCUCGACGUGGUGUGCGAGCACUACGACCAGCAGCUGCCCCACUGGAAGGGACGCGGCCCCGGGAGCGACGGGAGCCUUCAGCACCGCGGACAGAGAUCCCACAGAGCCCAAGAGUCAUCGGAAUAUGGGAACCACCACGCCAAUGAGCACAUGAACACCGAGCUCAACUCCGACUCCCGGCAAUCGGUGGAGGUGAUGCACCGUCGCCACACCACACUGAGGGAGAAGGGGCGUCGCCAAGCAGUCCGGGGCCCAGCCUACAUGUUCAAUGAGCGCGGUUCAGCUCUCACUGCAGAAGAGGAACGAUUUUUAGAUGCUGCAGAGUAUGGGAAUAUUCCUGUAGUACGUAAAAUGUUAGAAGAUUCCAAAACUCUCAACUUUAAUUGUGUGGACUACAUGGGCCAGAAUGCAUUGCAGCUGGCUGUAGGAAAUGAGCAUCUGGAGGUAACUGAGCUGCUCCUGAAAAAGGAUGGCUUGGCAAGGAUUGGAGACGGCCUCCUUCUGGCUAUUUCCAAGGGUUACGUUCGUAUCGUCGAAGCCAUCCUUGGACACCAUGCCUUCGGUGGGGGUCUCCGUUUGGCUCUGAGUCCCCUAGAGCAGGAGAUGCGUGAUGACGACUUCUACGCUUAUGACGAGGAUGGGACACGCUUUUCGCAUGAUGUCACACCCAUUAUUCUGGCUGCUCACUGCCAAGAGUACGAGAUAGUCCAUAUUCUUUUGACCAAAGGGGCUCGCAUUGAGAGACCUCAUGACUACUUCUGCAAGUGCUUAGAGUGUGUGGAAAAACAGAAAAAAGACUCAUUCAGCCAUUCACGCUCAAGGAUGAAUGCUUACAAGGGUCUGGCAAGUGCAGCUUAUCUGUCACUCAGCAGUGAAGAUCCAGUAUUGACCGCCCUGGAGCUCAGCAACGAACUGGCUAGACUGGCCAACAUUGAGACAGAGUUUAAGAAUGAUUACCGUAAGCUGUCCAUGCAGUGUAAAGACUUUGUGGUGGGGGUGCUGGACCUUUGUCGGGACACGGAGGAAGUGGAAGCCAUUGUGAACGGCGAUGUUGACCUGUGUCCGCCAAGCCCCUACAACCGUCCCUGCCUCAGCCGUGUCAAACUGGCUAUCAAGUAUGAAGUGAAGAAGUUUGUGGCCCAUCCGAAUUGUCAACAGCAGCUCCUGACUAUUUGGUAUGAGAACCUUCCUGGUCUCCGGCAGCAGUCAAUUGGGGUUAAAUGCUGGACUGUGCUGGGGGUGACUGUUGGUCUACCGUUCUUAGCUGUUGCCUACUGGAUCAUGCCAUGUAGCAAGCUGGGUCAGAUACUCCGGAGCCCAUUCAUGAAAUUUGUGGCUCAUGCUGUUUCCUUCACCAUCUUCCUGGGACUCCUGGUUGUCAACGCCUCUGACCGCUUUGAGGGUGUCAAGAACCUGCCCAAUGAGACCAUCACAGACCACCCACGGCAGGUGUUCCGAGUCAAGACCACUCAAUUUUCCUGGACAGAAAUGCUGAUCAUGAAGUGGGUGUUGGGUAUGAUUUGGUCUGAGUGCAAGGAGAUCUGGAGCGAUGGUCCCAGAGAGUACAUCAUGCACCUGUGGAAUGUUCUGGACUUUGGCAUGCUCUCCAUCUUCGUGGCGUCCUUCACAGCACGGUUCAUGGCAUUCCUCAAGGCGUCCAAAGCCCAGCAAUACGUGGACAUGCAUGUGCCUGAUGAAGACCUCAGCAAUGCCUCGCUUCCUGACGAGAUUGCCUACUUUACAUUCGCCAGGAACAAGUGGCGCCCUUCAGACCCCCAGAUCAUCUCGGAGGGUCUGUACGCCAUUGCGGUUGUGCUGAGCUUCUCGCGCAUCGCCUAUAUCCUCCCAGCCAACGAGAGCUUUGGCCCCCUGCAGAUCUCGCUGGGACGCACAGUCAAAGACAUCUUCAAGUUCAUGGUCAUCUUCAUCAUGGUGUUUGUGGCCUUCAUGAUUGGCAUGUUCAACCUGUAUUCUUAUUACCUGGGAGCCAAGUACAAUCCAGCCUUCACCACAGUCGAGGAGAGUUUCAAGACUCUAUUCUGGUCAAUCUUCGGGUUAUCUGAAGUGAUCUCAGUAGUGCUGAAGUAUGAUCAUAAGUUCAUAGAAAACAUUGGUUAUGUGCUGUAUGGGGUCUACAACGUCACCAUGGUGGUCGUUCUUCUCAACAUGCUCAUUGCCAUGAUAAACAGCUCCUACCAGGAAAUUGAGGAGGACGCUGACGUGGAAUGGAAGUUCGCUCGGGCUAAGCUGUGGCUCUCCUACUUUGAUGAGGGCCGCACUUUGCCCGCCCCCUUCAACCUGGUUCCCAGCCCAAAAUCCUUCUACUACCUGGUCCUGCGCAUCAAGUCAGGCUUGUUAGGAAUAUGCAAUGUGAGCAGACAACCACACCGCAAUGAAUUGGAGCUUGGUAUGCUGAACUCUCAGGCCAAGGGGGAACACUUCAGGUCCUACUUGCCCCCGGGAGAGGAUUUUCAGAAUUUAUCCAGAAAUUCUAGAAAACAUCCAACCAGAUAUGAGAAGAUCAUGAAGCGACUCAUUAAGCGUUAUGUUCUAAAGGCCCAAGUGGACCGAGAGAGUGAUGAAGUCAACGAAGGUGAGCUGAAGGAAAUCAAGCAGGACAUUUCCAGCCUUCGUUACGAGCUGCUGGAAGAGAAGUCAGAGGCUGCUGGGGAGCUGUCUCUGCUGAUUCAGCAACUGGGCGAGAAAUUUGGCAAGAACACCAUGAGGCACUGACGGGACGCGAAGGACAGUCGGAAAAUUGGGCUUUGAUUUUGCAAAAGAGACCGAGAGAGAGAGAGAGUGAGUGGGGGACGGGAAGCAGGAUGUUUAUGAGAGACAGAAGGACAAAAGUGCAAGCAAAGCGUUGAGAAAACAAAUUUGAGUUUUAGUAACGUUUCCCGUCUUCGGGCAAAAAAUAAAAGAAAAUGUUUGCAUUUCCAGGGCCAAGUAAACUCAGCUGGGGAGUUUUGUGUUGACUGUGUGAUUCUAAUUAAAAUAGAAGUAAGUCUGGUUAUUAGAUAAAUCUAAGCAAAUGCAGAGAAAAAAUGAAGAAGACAAAUGCACUGCCAGGGGAUAUGACUUCAUGUCCAACAGUAACAGAUGAUGGAUUGGAGAAAACUGAGGGGAGAAAUCACACUGUAAAGUCACACUGCACAGGCUUGUGUUUUCUCAUGACAGGCAUGUCAGGAGACUACACAGCCCUUUAUACACCAGGCAGUCUAAUUAAUUCAUUCUCUUCCCUUUUGUACAACUAGGGGGAAAGUGAUUAUCUAGGAAAAAUAUUUGAUUUAUUCGCUCCGUUGAAAAUACUUCAUUGAAAGAAAAAAAAACAUGACCUUGCACUUCAAAUACAACGUGCUGUUUGAACACACAGCUCAACAUGAAGUGAGUCUGAACGAAACAGCAGGGUACACACAUAACGAUCCUGACUGAUGAUUGUACUGUACUGUACAUGCGGGAGGAGUGAUUGCACGCCGUGGAAGAAAGUAAUUCCAAGCAGUUGGUUUAAAAACAACUGUCUUGCAAUAUUAAACUAUGUUUUCGCAGGGUGGUGACUACGCAUUGUCCACAUGAACAUUUUUAGAGUCCUUUGAUGGGGUAUUUGAUUGGUUGGGAGAUCACGACUAGAGACCAAGCAAUGAAAAUAAAUGAAUCCCAAAAUUACUAUACGCAUUACAGCGACAGGGCAAUUUCCAGAAAUGUUUAACUUCUCAUUUAAUAUACUGACCAUGUGUCCUUUGGAAACGAUUUUUCUAUAGUGUGUCACGCUGUUAGAUUUCAAUGCCUAUAUAAACUUGUAGUCUAAGACCACCUUUAGAUUUUGCAGCGCAUUUAAGAUAACACACUUUAGCCAAGUGUUUAUUACCAAGACCUGUGAGAGUCAGCGCGAUGCAAUGCAGAGCAUUCAAAAAAAGGUUAAUAUCCCACCUUUAGAUGCUGCGAAAAUUUUGGGCCAAAAUGUGGUUUUGGUCCAAAAGAUUUAUUUAUUCAUUCAUUUUAACCGAAGUUACAUUACUCAAACUGAAAAGAUGCCUUGACGCAAGCGAAUAGCUCGGUAGCAUGCAUUUUUAUGCUUACUAAAGAGGCAAAAUGUUUGGUGAAUGAAUGUGUGUUGGCUCUGUACAGCUACAUUCAGUGGAGGAGCACCCACAAUAUUCACUUCUCUCUUCCAGGUUGUUUUUCUGGAUUCGGAAACUUAUUUUGUUCUUGUUACCACAUGUGGGCAACAACAGCCUACCUCCCUUUUCUCAAGGUGACUCAGGGUGUGUUGCAUUCAAGUGUCAGAAAAGAGUUUCCAAAUGAAAUCCCUUAAAUGAUCGUGACAGAACAACAAAAUAUAAUACAAAUAGUGAAAAUGAAGUACAAAGGAGAUGUAUGUGAACCAAUAACAAAUUAUUAUUAUUACUCUAUAGUGGGCCAUUUUGUGUUAAAUCUUAUUUUAUAUUGUGCUUUGUUGAAAUGUCAGAAGCAAAUAAAAUACAAAAUAAAUAUUUUUGUAAUUCUAAGCAUUAAGAGUUCAUAUUUAAAAUAAAUAAAUAAAUGAAUACAUAAAUGAAUAAAAUACAAAAGAAAACUGAAUAAUAAUUAGCUUAAUUGUGCUUUUUAUAUGUAUAAAUAUAUGCAAUAUAUUCACAAAAACAAAUUUUAAUGAUUGGUCACGGUUUUCGGCUUUCAGUUUCCUCAUUUUUCUCAUAUUUGGUUUUGGCAAAGAAUAUUAAUUCCGGUGCAUCCCUAAUCCAAACCCCAGUUUUGCACUAGGCACGUCUGCUGACGCACCACUGUCACUCUCCCCCAAUUUCAACAGGAUGCGUUUUACGAGCAGAGCGUCUGUGGAGCAGCUCGAUCGAGUCACUCGAGGAUUGCAAGAUCGCACGAGAGUCCGAGAGUAGCGGGUAUUUAAAGAUAACAGUACAACAACCAUUUGCCUUUCAGACCUCGCGUGUUGGUCAGCUUUAUUUCUGAGAGAAAGAAGAAAAAAAAUCAUGUGCUAAACAGAAAAACAACUGCAAUGACAAAGAAACAUUUUAAUAUAUUUUCAAAAUCAAAUGCCUCAAUGUAUCAUUUUUUUUCUUCCGAAAGGUUCCAAAAGGCUAUAUUGAUAAAUUUUCUCAAGUUAAAGUGCCACACAGAAAUUAUUUUUGUCUAAAGGCUGAUAAUAUAGGUGAAUUAUAUUGCAUAAUUAAAAGUUCUACUCUGUUAUUCGUGGACGGAUACGAAUAAAAUUUGGAAUGUAUAUUCUAGGGAUGUAUUGGCAUCUAUCCUCGGAUCCCCAUUUUUUACUUUUUCUCUCAGAGCUGAUUGAAUUGGUUGAUUGCAGAAUUGAAAUUGCGUUUCCUCCGUCAUUAGUGGAUUGAUCAUAUUUGGUAGGGACAUUCUAGGGAUGUUUUUAGGCAUCCAUCUUCGGAGACCUUUUUUUUUUUUUUUUCUUGUCUAAGGGCUGAUUAUAUGUAUAGUGUAACUAAUUGUAGAUUUAUGGUUGCCCGUAGGUUCCGAGUUCAUUUAAAAAUUUUUAAAAUUUAGUUUCGUAUAGACUAGGAAUCGUUUCAAGAAAUGUGUGUGUACACAGAAGAGGACAAAAUACUGUCACAGGAAGUAACCAAAAAGAGGAGAAGAGGGCUAUGUGAUAUGAACAUCCAACUACGUAUUAUGGGGAAUUCGAAGUUGUGUGCAUUCUGCUCAUCUGCAAAGGAUUUAAAUGUUAAAAUGUGAUUAUUUGUAUGUGUGUACCCUGCUCUAUUUUGUUUUAAUGUGAUCAUUAAAUCACUCCAUGCAGCCUUUUACCUCGUGUGCCAGUAAGUGUAUGCAAACAAAAAAUACAAAAAAAUACAUUUUUAACAGUCUUAUACAUUGAAAACGCACAUAAAGAACUGACAGUCUGUCUGUCUGUAUGUAUGUAUAUAUAAUCUAUAUACAGUCAUGUGAAAAAAUUAGGACACCCCAUCAAAUAUUCAGUUCUUUAUUAGGAAAUGUUCACAUAUCAAUGUCUGAUCUUGUUUUUCUUUAUCUCUGGAAAAGAAAGUGAUUCAGUUGCAGGUAAACAAAAAAAAAAGUUAAGAUUGUUUUACUCAUUAAACGAAACAUAUCAACAAAUAUGCAUAUUCUAACUGAGGAAAAAGUUAGGACGCCCUACCACCUAAUAGCUAGUGUUACCCCCUUGGUUGAAAUAACUUCAGUGAAACUCUUUUUGUAGCCAUCUACCAGUCUUUGACAUCGGUCUGAAGAAGAAGAAAAGAAAAAAAAGACAUUGAAAUGUGAACAUUUCUCAAUAAAUAUCUGAAUAUUUCAUGGGAUGUCCUAAUUUUUUCACACGACUGCAUACACACACACACACACAUACAUACUAUAUACAAUUGAUCCUCAGAGGCCAACACAAUUUGUGCUAAACUUCGCUUUGGUAGAUAAUAGAUUGCAUCACCUUCUUAAAUUAUUACCUCCAUCAGAAAAAUAUCUGAAUUGCUCUGUUUAACUCCAACUUUAGAUGUAAUGAAAUAAGAACCGGUAAAAUCUAUCUAAGUUGCCUUGCCAACUUCUGUAGUCACUUCAUGCAUACCUAAUCACAGAACAUUAAACUCCUCCAAAUAGACGCUAAUCAGAAUAAUAAAAUACAUUGUGGCUGGACUGAACUCAGACAUUCAACGAAAUAUAGUUGAUACAAACCAUAUUUUUCAAGCACACCAAGUGUUCUUCUGAGGGUUCAAAGGUCCAUGUGUGUUUUUUAACUUUGGGAGAGAACUCACUCGAGCACACGCAGAACAAGCAAACUGCACAAAGAACUACGAGUGAGCAUGAUACCUUUUUGUUGUGCUAACCUCUCGACCACUGUGUUGCCCAGGAAAAAAAUAUGAGUUGCUUCAGCAAAAGUGUUGCCAGGUGUAAUUUUACGUAAAGGAAGAUAAAACUUCUAAUCCAAGGGGAGUCAUUGCUUCGCUCUACUAGAACUCUAUGUCUAUGUUAUCAUUUCUCUAACUGCUCGCAAUGCCUACUUACACCCUGACAGUGGUCGACAAGUUUUGUGUUGACUCACCUUUAUCGAUGACUUGCUCACUCUGCCCCUGAAGUCGACCAGCCAUUAGCGUACCCUGCUUGCUGCAGUAAGUACCCCCGGUGUACCGAUUAAUCUACAUCUAAUGACACACUUCUGGCUCAUCUCUAAAUGUUACAAAAGGGGAAAAUUGUGUUGAUCACUUCCUCAAUUGCUCACUGGCAAUUUUAUUUAAUUGUUCCCAUCAUUCAAAGGCAAAGUGAUUGUGCAACACAGGUUUCCUAAGAAUGGGUCGUUGUGUCCCGUCCCAUCACUUGCCAGUAAUUGCCUCAUUUCCAGAACAAAAGCAGCUGUAGGAUAUCUGAAAGCCUUCAAGCCCUCCUUUUCGAGUGCACUAGUUAGAAAAGCCACAUGACAUUGGCAAAUUUUAGUUUUACAACUACACCUUUGCCGAAUCUUCUUCAUCUGCGUGCUUCCGCUUGCUACAUUUUGAGGAUUGCUCCCAGCCCUUCAGUGGCUAAAUAUCUUAUGUCUGCUACUAAUGGUUACCAUUAUUUGGCUAGCAACAAUCAUGCUAGAUGAAAUAUCACUAAAAUACAUCUCCUUGCAAUUUAUUUGCUUAAAUCUCACAGUUAAACCUAUCAUUUAUGACAUUUUCUCAAUUAAAAAGCAGGGAUUGCGGCAUUGUCAAUGAUGUAUGCGCAGGGGUAGCGGACUUCAAUAGUUCCUUAAAAGUUUUGGUCUAUAUAUAUUCCUGAGGUAAUGGAAACCUGGGAUUCUAACCUACCAACAUUAAAUUUGCUGUAACUGUCAAUUUCUAAGUUACUUUCAUGUAUUAAUUGUUAUUUCAAAAGAAAUUUAUCGUAAAAUUACAAUACAUGAAUCUCAAUUUGUAUGUAUGUUUAAACAAGUAAAGACCUAUUCGACACAGCCCUUCAACAAUCUUUUCUAUUGUGCCGAAUCAGAGCAAAAACAGCCGAAUCACUAAAACAUAUUUUUGGGUACCAAUAAAGUCUCAGCUGUACACAUAGCAUUUAAUAUACUUUAGCGCCUCAUUUUAAAAUUCCAACUGCUCCCACAAUAUUUGCCGAAGCCAUUAAAUUUGUGAAUAUUACAUCUUGGCAAACAGUAAGCCAUGUGCGACUUAAUUUGUCCUUCUGUUGUUUAUGUUUAUUGUUUUUAAAGCCCGAAGAUGCUUAUGAAGAUCACAUGGAAGCUAAAAAACUUUCUGUUCUUCCUGAUAGUGCCAGGCCAAACAAAUUUUUGUUAUUCGAAAAAUGGGAGAAAUCACGUAUGUUCAGUGAGAGAUUUGCAUUUAUAGCAAUUGACAUGAAUGUUUCUGUUGCAUUAUGUAUUGUGAUUUUUCUUUUUUUGUGUGUGUACAAUGUAUUGCUUCUUGCACAACAAAUUUGAAUCUAGGUGAUUAAUUCAUUGUCAAUCUGAUUCAAACUAAGGUCACAGCAUCUUGCCAUUAGGGAGAUUAUAAAAGAAAUAUCAUUUUACACAUUUAAACAUCAUAAGAAUAAGAUGCACAAGAGCCACAGACGCUGUGAUGAGUUGUUCCAGGUUUUGAUUUUAAACAUGACAAAAACAACAUAAGCCAAGCCAUUAUUUGCCAUAGCUAUGGGAACAUUGACCUGAAAUACUGUACUUUUUAAUACUUAUUGAAAUUAAACCUUACAGUAUAUUGUCAUAUU